AUGGAAGUAGCUCCCCUGAGCUUUAAGCUGCUGGAUUGCUACAAUCAUGGUGCUGGGGGCAAUGGGGCUCUCCUUAGACCGGAGGGGGAACUGCUGCCCUCCUACUGGCCCUUCAACUCCACUUCCAGCUCUUUCUGGUCUCCCAUCCAAGGCCUAACCAGGUUCAUCCCGGCCGAGCAUCAGAGGCAAGUCAAGCCAGCAGUGGGGAUGCAGGGUGGCAUAUCAGCUACAGAUUUGAUUGUAGUGGUGGCCUCCAUCAUCGUACUGGUAGUAGGCUCCAAUGGACAGGUGUUUGCCACGUCUGCUGUCAGAGGGAUUCGCUUCCUGCAGAUCCUGCGUAUGCUUCAUGUGGACCGGCAGGGAGGGACGUGGCGUCUGCUGGGCUCUGUGGUCUUCAUCCACAGACAGGAGCUCAUCACCACGCUGUACAUUGGUUUCCUGGGGCUCAUCUUCUCCUCCUACUUUGUGUACCUGGCAGAGAAGGAUGCUGUGGACAGCAAUGGAGCCAAUGAGUUCGGGAGCUACGCUGACGCCUUGUGGUGGGGGGUGGUGACCGUCACAACUAUAGGCUACGGAGACAAGGUGCCUCAGACAUGGAUCGGUAAAACCAUUGCAUCGUGUUUCUCAGUCUUUGCCAUCUCCUUCUUCGCCCUACCAGCUGGGAUCCUGGGUUCAGGCUUUGCACUGAAGGUUCAACAGAAACAGAGGCAGAAGCACUUCAACAGACAGAUCCCUGCAGCUGCCAUUCUCAUCCAGACUUCGUGGAGGGUCUUUGCUGUGGAGAACCCUGACUCGGCCACCUUCAAGAUGUUUGUGAGGAGGAGACCUGCUCUGCCCAGCUCCUCUGUAUCCAGUCCCAAGCCCAAGAAAACGGUGAAGCUGAGGAGGAAGUUGAAGAGCAGUGAGAAGGACGAUGGGCCUGGUUCUCCCACUGUUCCCAGUAUCUCCUACGACUCAGUGUUCAAUAGUGGGAGGGAGCUCAGCUCUGAUGUCUACAGCACUGUGUGUACAGAUACCCAGCAGUCCUGGACCUCUCUUUCCUCCCUUACGUUCAGCUCUCCACUCCCAGUGAAAAAGACCCCUGGUUUGUUGGAGGUGCAGGUCCCUCGUAGCCCCCACCCCCUCCAGAGGAACAGCAGCUUUGGGGACGAUCUGGACCAGGAGGACCAGUGUGAGGACCAGUGUGUUCUGACCCCAGUCACCCACGUGUCACAGCUGCAGGGGAGUCACAGAGCAGCUAUCCACGUGAUCCUACGGAUGCGCUACUUUGUCGCUAAGAAGAGAUUCCAGCAAGCACGUAAGCCCUAUGACGUGCGAGACGUGAUCGAGCAGUAUUCCCAAGGACACCUGAACCUCAUGGUGCGCAUCAAGGAGCUACAGAGAAGACUGGACCAGUCUCUAGGGAAGCUGACCCUGUUCCAGACUAGCUCAGACAAAGCCAAAGACAAAGGCACCAACACCAUCGGCUCCAGACUCAACAGGAUGGAGGACAAGAUACAACGUAUGGACCAGACACUCAACCAAAUCGCAGAGUCCCUUACCCAGCUGUUGUCUGGGACAAGCCAGGGGCAGGGGGAAAUGGGGGGAGCACAGGGGCAAGGUAGGAGGAGGUCACAGGGUGGGGCAGGUGUCCCCAGCCAGGAUAGCCUACCCAGCUACGAGCAGCUCUCCACCGCGACCCUCCAUCCACCCCUCAACUCCAGCCUCAGCCAGGACAAGAGCUCCUGAAUCAACCCUCCAUCCACCCUCAACCCCAGCCUCAGCCAGGGCAAGAGCUCCUGAAUCAACCCUCCAUCCACCCCUCAACCCCAGCCCCAGCCAGGACAAGAGCUCCUGAAUCAACCCUCCAUCCACCCCUCAACCCCAGCCUCAGCCAGGACAAGAGCUCCUGAAUCAACCCUCCAUCCACCCCUCAACCCCAGCCCCAGCCAGGACAAGAGCUCCUGAAUCAACCCUCCAUCCACCCCUCAACCCCAGCCUCAAACAGGAGAAGAGCUCCUGAAUCGACCCUCCAUCCACCCCUCAACCCCAGCCUCAAACAGGAGAAGAGCUCCUGAAUCGACCAUCCAUCCACCCCUCAACCCCAGCCUCAGCCAGGACAAGAGCUCCUGAAUCGACCAUCCAUCCACCCCUCAACCCCAGCCUCAGCCAGGACAAGAGCUCCUGAAUCAACCCUCCAUCCACCCCUCAACCCCAGCCUCAGCCAGGACAAGAGCUCCUGAAUCAACCAUCCAUCCACCCUCAACCCCAGCCUCAGCCAGGACAAGAGCU
This is a messenger RNA of Oncorhynchus masou masou (cherry salmon), 2271 nucleotides long. It is a transcript of the gene kcnq1.1, whose product is annotated as potassium voltage-gated channel, KQT-like subfamily, member 1.1. Gene Ontology annotation, biological process: potassium ion transmembrane transport. Gene Ontology annotation, cellular component: membrane; voltage-gated potassium channel complex. The record is from RefSeq and is a predicted model, not a curated record. Lineage: Eukaryota; Metazoa; Chordata; Actinopteri; Salmoniformes; Salmonidae. Gene Ontology annotation, molecular function: voltage-gated potassium channel activity.